AUGGGUCUGUGCUCCAGUCGCUCGCUCGACGCCCAACGCGUGUCGCGCAUGCUGCAAGAGAACCUGAAGCUCGACCCGGCGAGCGAGCGAGACCUGAUCCGGUCGUAUCGGUUGUUUAAGAAGACGGACUCGAACGGAGACGGGAGAAUUCAAAAGUCUGAAUUCGCGAGGGCGUUCAAACUGGAGCAGGACGUGUUCUUCGAUCGGUUGUUUUCGUUGAUCGACACGGAUGAGAGUGGAUACAUAGAUUUUCGCGAGUUCGUAAUCGUGCUCGGGGCGUUUCAGUUGGCGAAUGCGACUGGGCGGGUGCGGUUCGCGUUUCGGUUGCUCGAUUUGGACGAUAGCGGAGCGAUUAGUAAAGAUGAGUUCAAGGCGUGCAUUCAAGCGAGCGUG
Molecule: messenger RNA, 393 nt
Organism: Ostreococcus lucimarinus CCE9901
Lineage: Eukaryota; Viridiplantae; Chlorophyta; Mamiellophyceae; Mamiellales; Bathycoccaceae
Exons: 1
Biological process (GO): calcium-mediated signaling
Molecular function (GO): kinase binding; calcium ion binding
Source: RefSeq, a predicted model, not a curated record